UCCACCGACAUGCCUGGGCGUCUCUGGACACCCCCCCGAGAGGCACCUGGGCCAGCUGCGAUGCCCCCUUGCCGCUCCACCUCUGAAGCCUCCCCUCUGCUCAUCAAGGGGCGCAUGGCCAGCUGGUAAGACAUGGACUUAGCCGGAGGUCUCUUGGCUUUCUUCCUCGUGCUGGUGCUGGUGAUUUCCCUGCUGUCCAACCUCCUGGUGCUGCUAUGCUUCCUCUACAGUACCGAGCUCCGCAGGCAAGUCCCCGGGAUCUUCCUGGUGAACUUGUCCUUCUGCAACCUGCUCCUGACCGUCUUAAACAUGCCCUUCACUUUGCUGGGGAUCCUGAGACACCAGCCGCCUUUCGGUGACUGCCUCUGCAAAGCGGUGGGCUUCCUGGAAACUUUCCUCACCUCCAACACCAUGCUGAGCAUGGCAGCCCUCAGCAUCGACAAGUGGAUUGCCGUGGUGUUCCCCUUGAGUUACACCAGCAAGAUGCGCUACAAAGACGCCGUGAUUCUGAUGAGCUAUUCCUGGAUCCAUUCCCUCGCCUUCCCCUUGGUCUCCUUGUUUUUCUCUUGGGUAGACUACAGCAACGUGUACGCCUCUUGCACCUUGCACCUGAGAGAAGAGACGGAAAGAAGGAGGUUUACAGUGUUCACCAUCGUGUUUCACACCACCAGUUUCAUGCUGUCCCUGGUGAUCCUGUGUUUCACCUAUUUAAAGGUGCUAAAAGUGGCCCGGUUCCAUUGCAAAAGGAUAGACAUUAUUACAAUGCAGACGCUGGUUUUGCUGGUAGAUAUCCAUCCCAGCGUGAAACAGCGUUGUCUUAAUGAACAGAAAAGGAGACGGCAGCGUGCUACUAAGAAAAUCAGUAUUUUUAUAGGGUCUUUCGUGAUCUGCUUUGCUCCUUACAUUAUCACCAGGUUGAUAGAACUUCUUCCUUUUGUUACCAUAAACUACUACUGGGGGAUUGUAAGCAAGUGCCUCACCUACAGUAAGGCUGCAUCGGAUCCAUUUGUUUAUUCUCUUUUACGUCAACAGUACAAGAAAGUAAUGAUCAACAUUGUCAAUAGAAUACUUAAAAGGGACCUGUAUCCUUCAUCUGGCUACAACAGCUCUCUAGACACUGAAAAUGAUUACUGCUUACAUAGAACAUGCUAACACCAUGGCAGUCACUAGCCUUCAAGCUAGGUCAGGCUUUUACCACCACAAGGAUAUUACUUGAUCUAUCACAUGUUGACUGGACAAUGGCAAAGCACACUUUUGGAUAUGAAAGUUGGAUUCCUGCAAUGCAUUGGAUUGUGGGCUUUCAAUGUAGGCUCUUCCACUGUCUGCAUUUAGUACAGAAUUUAGCAGCAUAGUCUCUGUCAGGGAUGGGCAGAGGUUCCACUGCUUCUUAGUCCUCUGCACUGACUGCUUCUUGGUAAGUGGAGUAAGUUCAGCGUUUGGAGUUUAACUUUUGAAGCCUAUAACAUUCCAGAUGUCACGUCCUGGUAUUUUACUGAAGAUCUAGCAUCAUACUCUCUUAAUACAAAGAUUAUGGGACCAUUGGAGCCUAGGGCACGAACAGAUAGUUGGAGCACCAUUUGUACAAUAUACUUGCAUCUGCAAUCCUGGCUUUGUCUUAGUUUUAGAACAUUUUAAAUGAGUAUUUUAAUUGAUGGCUUGCUGUAAUGAUGCCUACAAUAGCUAUUAAGAAUGGGCACUUUGAAAAUGAGAUGAUUAUUUAUUAUAAAGCAACAUGAUUGUAACAUAGACUUUUAAAAGUGAUAUGUAUAUUCAGUAUGCCAUUAUUUUAUUAAGCAUAACCAAAGGUCGUGUAUCUGAUUUACUAAUAUUUAGCACUUUUGUGAUAUCACAUAAUUACAAUAAUCACAGUGACAGCAACAAAGACAUAAUCAGAAUUUAGUUAACGAGCAUUGUAAUUUAUGUCACUGAGCCAGUUCCAUGCAACACACCUUUCAUUAGGAGGAAAUCAGGUCAAUUAGACUGGAAAAGUGAAACUAUAUUUCAGAUUUCAGAUUUUGGUUUUUAUUUUUUUAUUCAAGAGCUAUGUGAUAACAUAUUCCAGGAUAAAAUGCAGUAAUUCUUUCUGAAGAAAAUAUAAUGGGGAAAAAAUCUUUUAUGCAUCAGGUAACGGAUAACAACAAUAUGGUAUGAACUUUGUCCUAUGAUUUACAUGAGAAUAUUGUUGGCUACUGGAGCAGAUAUGCUGCCAACCUCCCAUAUAAAACAUAUCAAGGAGAGAGGCAACUGUAUUAUAAACAUGAUAUUAAUUAUUUUUUAUUACAUAUUAUUACAUACUAUUAUUAUUAAUUUUGAAAGUCUUUUGGAAAAUGCUGGAACUAAUUAUGAACACAAGUCCACCAAUCAUAUGUUACCAUGAAUAUGAAUGAGCAAUGUUCUGUGGAGUUUAAUAAACUAACGGAAGUAAUUUUAAAAUGUAUUUUUAAGAAGAAAACAUAUAAGACAAAGUAUAGAGUUUGUUUUUAUUUUUUAAAUGAUAGUAGCCUUAAAAUUAGAGCUCUAACAUUGGCCUUGAUCCUGCAAAAAGCUGAAAAUUCCAAUCUUGAUUCUGCAGAGCACUUAAUCAUGUGAUUUACUUUAAACAUGUAACUAAGUCUUAUUGAAAUCAAUGGGACUAAGCACAAGUUUAAACUUAAACAUAUGUUAAGCACUUUGCAGAAUCAGGUCAGAUUUUCAGCUUGCAUGACUGAGCCUAUUAUCUACCACCUAUGAUGGUUUAAAGGCCCUAUUGAAAUCUCAUUCAGUCAAUGAAAAGGCUCAUAAUGCAUAGUAAAUACAAAGUCAUAUUCUCCUCUGCUUUCAAACUCUGAGGUCUUUCUAAUGCUCUAUGGCCAUGCAAGUAAAUUAGGCCUCCGUAUUCUGCAUCUAUAGCUCGCUGGUAUUAAAGCUGAAUGUGAUAUCAUAUUAUUGUCUACUUAGUAAAGUAGUUGUACUCUCUCUAACUUUGUGUAAAUACAGUAUUUCAGAAUAAGUAUUUGUAUGACAUUUUCAGGGUUUUUUUUUCUUCCUACUCCUCUCUUCCCUCCCCUCCACUAGUCUAAUGAAACCUAGUGUUUAAAUCUUUUAUAGCAACUGUAUCAGUGGUGUAAUAAUUAGACAUCUCUUCUGGAGGAGGAAUGGUGAAUGUUAAUUUGUUUUAGAGUCAAGCAUUUACGUGCCAAAAAGUUUUGAUGUGCUCUGACAUCUGUCACUACAACAUAUCUGUAAACCUCUGUGUGUUUAAUGAGAGCUGCAAUGGUUAUCUGGGCUAUAGUUUUUUAAAUAAAAUGCUGCUCCCUUUGAAUAUUACAUUUCAUACUUAGCUGAAUGUAU
Messenger RNA from Pelodiscus sinensis (Chinese soft-shelled turtle), 3330 nucleotides. RefSeq names its product G protein-coupled receptor 78 (gene GPR78). Gene Ontology annotation, molecular function: G protein-coupled receptor activity. The record is from RefSeq and is a predicted model, not a curated record. Gene Ontology annotation, cellular component: membrane. Lineage: Eukaryota; Metazoa; Chordata; Testudines; Trionychidae. Gene Ontology annotation, biological process: adenylate cyclase-activating G protein-coupled receptor signaling pathway.